This is a messenger RNA of Aspergillus heteromorphus CBS 117.55, 3398 nucleotides long. RefSeq names its product SWI-SNF complex subunit. NCBI's taxonomy places the organism in Eukaryota, Fungi, Ascomycota, Eurotiomycetes, Eurotiales, Aspergillaceae. Gene Ontology annotation, cellular component: proteasome regulatory particle, lid subcomplex. Gene Ontology annotation, molecular function: structural molecule activity. The record is from RefSeq and is a predicted model, not a curated record. Bases 138 to 2969 code for a protein of 943 amino acids. Gene Ontology annotation, biological process: ubiquitin-dependent protein catabolic process. The transcript has 6 exons.
CUCUAUACAUACCUCUCCAUCGCUCUCUCAUCGUGUCUAGGGCCUCUCGCUCUGUGCAUUGACUGUCCCUCCAAUCUUAAACUCGUCUCCCUUUGCAGGCCCUCCCGAUCCCCCCCCUUCACAGCCCUGAUCCAGUCAUGGCCCCCUCGACGACGACCGCUGGGCGGAUAGACGAGGCCCGGGGUCUUGCGAAGACCGACCCGUCGAAAGCCGAGAACAUCCUCAAGGAGGUCCUCGCACAAGGCACCGGCUCGAGCGAGGCCUCGUCGCGUGAUUACGAGAAUGCCUUGGUGUCGCUGGGAGAAGUCUACCGGGAUCAGAAGAAGCCGCAGGAGAUUGCGGACCUCAUCAAGACGAGUCGCGAUUCUUUCUCUUCAUUUGCCAAGGCAAAGACCGCCAAGCUGGUCCGCCAGCUGCUGGAUCUGUUCAGUGAGAUCCCGAACACCCUCGAUAUUCAAGUCUCCGUCAUCAAGUCAUGCAUCGACUGGGCCAUCGCCGAGCGCCGGUCCUUCCUUCGCCAGAACCUCCAGACUCGCCUGGUGGCCAUCUACAUGCAGAAACAGACCUACUAUGAUGCCCUCACUCUCAUCACCCCCCUCCUCCGCGAGCUGAAGCGCCUGGACGACAAGCUCAUGUUGGUCGAGGUACAGCUGCUGGAAUCGCGGGUGUAUCACGCCCUGGGCAACCAGGCCAAGGCCCGUGCUGCGUUGACGGCGGCCCGGACGUCAGCCGCCUCGGUCUACACGCCCCCGAACCUGCAGGCCAAUCUCGAUAUGCAGAGCGGUAUGCUACACGCAGAGGACAAGGAUUUCAACACGUCAUUCUCCUACUUCAUCGAGGCUCUGGAGGGAUACAGCUCCCUGGACGAGGGUGACAAGGCUACCGCGGCCCUGCAAUAUAUGCUGCUGUGCAAGAUCAUGCUGAACCUGGUGGAUGACGUGACGAGCCUGCUGGGCUCGAAGCAGGCCCAGAAGUACGCUAGCCCGCGACUCGAGGCCAUGAAGGCGGUGGCGCGUGCACACGCCCACCGGUCUCUGGAGGAGUACGAGAAGGCUCUGUCGGACUACCGCUUCGAGCUGGGCAGCGACACCUUCAUCCGCAACCACCUCCGCAGACUGUACGACGCCAUGCUGGAGCAGAACCUCAUCAAGGUGAUUGAGCCGUUCAGCCGGGUCGAGCUGGACCACGUCGCCAAGAUGGUCGGGCUGGACACGCAGCAGGUGGAGCGGAAGCUCUCGCAGAUGAUCCUGGACAAGGUCAUCAUCGGCGUGCUGGACCAGGGAGCGGGAUGUCUGAUUGUCUUCGACGAGACGGAACGGGACCAGGCCUACGAUGCGGCCCUGGAGACCAUUGCGAAGCUGAGCAAUGUGAUUAUGUCGAUCACCCAUCAUCUGCCAAUCCGCGGAUCCUCCCUUGCGGCCUUGUUCUCUGGUCUCCCGCCAACCAUGAACGCCCCAAUUCCCCCCAACUACGGGCGUGGGUUCCCUCCCCAGGGCGCCCAACGCUCGCCUGCCACGCCUCGUCGCGGACCCCAGGGACCAGCGGCCGCGAUGCCCGUCCCCAUGCCACAGCACGCCGUCCCACCGCAAUACAUCCCUCCUCAGCAGCGCAGCAGCAUGCAGCACCCCAACGACGCCGCGCUCCGCCGCAGCCGCAAACCCACCGACCGGAACAUCCCCGAUGGCAUUGAGGAGACAGUCAUCGGCGAAGGCGUGCAGCAAUACAAGAACCUGCGCGAUCUGGAGAAGCGUCUCGACGCCGCCAUCGUCCGCAAACGCCUGGACAUCCAGGACUCCAUCAGCAAGACCGUCAAGAAGUACCGCACGAUGCGCAUCUGGAUCUCCAACACCGUCGAAAGCCAGCCCUGGCAGACCGCCGCGCCCGGAAACAAUCCCGGCUCCGGACGGUACAAGGUGCGCAUUGAGGGCCGCCUGCUGGACGAUGACACCGAUCCCACGGCGCCGCAGGACAGUGACGACGAAGCCGACGACGAUAAUGACAACGAUGACGAUGCCAUGGAGCAGGACGGCCCCAACUCCAAGAAGCCAUCCUCCAAAAAGUCCAAACAGCGCUUCUCGCAUUUCUUCAAAUCCCUCACCGUCGACUUUGAUAAGCCCGCCACCGCCAUCCCGGAGGAAGUCAAGCCCGUCACUUGGAACAAGCCGCAGUUACCCCCUAAUACUGCGACGCUGCCGCCCACGGCCGACUUCGACUCCAUCCAGUUCUCCCGCGCGUCGCAGGAGAACCUGAAUAUCACCGUGAGUCUGGUGCGCGAUGAGACGCCGGAGCGGUACAAGCUGAGCAAGGAGCUGGCGGAGGUGCUGGACGUGGAGGAGGAGACGCGAAGUGGGAUCGUGCUCGGCAUUUGGGACUACAUCCGCGCGAUGGGCCUACAAGAAAACGAGGAACAGCGGCUUGUGCGUUGUGAUCAUCGUCUGCGAUCGAUCUUCGGCCGCGACACCAUGUUCUUCCCGCAAAUCCCCGAAAGCAUCGGCCCACACACCAGCCCCAUCGACCCGAUCCGACUGCCGUACACGAUCCGCGUCGACGAAGACUACCACCGGGACCCCGCGCCGACGGUCUACGACAUCCAAGUCGCGCUGGAAGACCCCCUGCGGUCCAAGAUGCUCGCCCUCACCCAGAACCCGCAAUACACAGCCUCGAUGCGCCAGAUCUCCACGCUGGACGACCAGGUCGCGCUGAUCGUGCAGUCGCUGACCCAUUCCCGCGCCCGUCACUCCUUCUACACCGCCCUCAGCAAAGACCCCGCCACGUUCGUUCGCCGCUGGAUCAACUCCCAGCGGAGGGAUCUGGAGUCUAUUCUUGGGGAUGCCACCCGCGGUGGCGGUGAGGAUGCCAGUGGGCCCGAGUUCCGCCGUGGCGGUCUUGACGGCGCUUGGGAUACCCCUGUCGCCAGGGAGGCGGUGCGGUAUAUGCUUGCCAAGCCGGAGGCCGCGAUGGGGCGGUGAGAUGGGAUGGCUUGUCUAUCACUUCUUCUAUCUGGCUGUUUAUCCGUCUGUUAGUCUGUCGGUCGGUCGGUCUGCCUGUGGUCUUUGUAUCAAAGAUGACUAUCCGACUGGAUUGACUAGAUAUGGUAGGCUAGGGUAGUGCUAGUGAUCGUAAAUGGGUCGUUGUACGUUCUUGUUGUUAUUAAGCAAGCAGGCAAGGCAAGGCAGCAAGCAAGGCAGCGCAGUACGCCGGCAAGCAAGGCGAGAAAGCUAUGUAGUUGCUAGUUGGUUGUUGCUAGUUGUUGGCUGGGGCGCUCACGUGGUGUUUGGUUUCGGGUUGGUCCUGGUAUCUAUCUAUCUAUCUGUCUAUUCUAUCUGUAUCUCUUUUCUUUCUUCCUUUUGUUUACGAAUUUUUACCUUUUUCAGCGGUAGUAUUCUUCUGCUUCUUCG